CUGCGGGGCUGGGUCACACUGGGUGUGUGUCUCCAACUGUACCUGGCUGUGCGUGUCUCCGUGUGAUAAGGUUCUGUAGCCUUGUCUCUGGCUGUGGCCGUCCCUGUGGGGCUCUGUGGGAUGAGGUGAUUGUAGCUGGGUGUCCAGCUGUGACUGUUCCCGCAGGGCUCUGUCCCCUGACCCUAUUGGGGCUGAGUCUUCACUGCAGAACUUCCGUGUUUGUACAUCAAGAGCGUCAACGUGAGAUCAAACUGCCAAAGAGGACGUGACUUGGUGAUGGAGGCUUUGCUGGAGAGAAUGCAAAGACAAGGGCACGGAGGCAGAGGGUUCUUAACGUCCUGCGAGGCAGAGCUGCAGGAGCUGAUGAAGCAGAUCGAUAUCAUGGUGGCUCAUAAGAAGUCUGAAUGGGAAGGGCAGACCCAGGCUCUGGAGACCUGCUUGGAGAUCCGAGAUCAAGAGCUUUCCUCUGUCAGGACUCUGUUGGAUGAGAAACACAAGGAGGUCGGUAGGUUGCGCCAGCAGUUAGAACACACUGAGCAAGUCCAACAAGGCAUGGUUGUGGAGUAUGAACAGCAGCUGAAGAAGUUUCAAGAAGAGCUAGGCAGGCUGAAGAGAAGCUAUGAGAAGCUGCAGAAGAAACAACUGAAAGAAGCUAGGGAGGGUCCCAAGAGCCACGGGGAUGACCGGUCCGAAGUGAGCAGAUUGACUAAGAAGAUAGAGGAAUUCCGCCAGAAAGCUCUAGACUGGGAGAAGCAGCGGUUGCUUUACCAGCAACAGGUGGCGUCACUGGAGGCCCAGAGGAAGGCUUUGACAGAGCAAUCUGAGCUCAUGCAGCAGACUCAGCUCACCAAUCGGAAGCAGAUGCUGGAAUCUGUGCAACUGGCCAGCCAAUCGGAAAUCCAGCAUUUAACCAGCAAACUGGAGCGAGCCAAUGAUACCAUCUGUGCCAAUGAGCUGGAGGUGGAGAGGCUUAACAUGAGAGUGGAUGACUUGACUGGAGCCAAUCAGAAGAUUCUGGAGGAUCACCAAAGAGUCCAAGAGGAGCUGGGGCAUUCUAAGAAAAUGCUGGAGGUAUUACAAGAGGAGAAGUUGGAGCUGAGAGUCACUCUGCAGUCCCAGGAGGAUUUCAUUAAGAGCUCAAAGAUGCAUCAGGAGCAGUUACAUAAGGAGCUGGCCAGCGUAACUGAAACCCUGCACAGCAAGGAGCUCCUUACCAGGUCACUGGAAGAACACCUGCGUGAGAAAUGGCUGUCACAGGAGUUCCCAGAGCUGGAGCAUGUACUCCUGCAGUUGGAUCUUGCACAGAAGAAUGAAAAGAACCUACAGUCAGAGGUGGCUCGUCUUGAGGGCAGCCUGGGAGUCAUAAAUGCCAGGUGUAUACAGCUGAGCAAGGAGCUGACAGAGAAGUGCAAAGAGCUGCGGGUGACGGAAGAACACCACUGCCUGGCCAAGGCUGAGAUUAAAAAGCUGAAGGAGCAGCUGUCUCAGGCUGAACAAACUCAUAGCAGUGAGCUAGAAGGGAUGAAAAAGGAGAUCUCCCAGUUGACGCAGGUGCUGCACCAGCGUGACAUUGCUAUCGCCUCGUCCAGCGGGUCCACUUCUGACAUGGAGCAACGAAUGAGAAUGGAGAUUGAAAGAGCAGAGAGGAAAGCUGUGGAGCACAGGGUGAUUCUGGUUCAUUUGGAAACCCUGAGGCUGGAGAACCGUCACCUCUCUGAGAUGUUGCAGAAGGUGGAGUCUAGUGUGUUGGGGGCAAAAGAUGUCCAUGUAACAGACAUUCAAGAAAGCUACACCACAGCACUAAAUAAAUUAGAGUCUGAGAACCAGCAACUGCAGAAGAACUUGGCAGAGACUAGAGCUAAGUUAGAGCUCUCCACUCAGGUCUGCCGGGACAAGUAUGAGAGCAUCGUGCAGCAAAUGCAAAGCAAAGUGACUGAGAUCAAGGAUACAGAAUGCAGAUUUAUGCGUUCUGUCCUGCUCUCCAGAAGAACCCAGGAGCUGCAGCACAAACAUGAGGAAGAAAAAAGGAAACUGCAGGCCAGGCUUGAAAAGACCAUUCAGCACUACAAAGGGGAGAUCCAGAAUCUGAAAGCCCACCAUGUGUUGCCUGGGAUGGGCGCUGUGUCAGAUGCAUCAGGCGGAUCGAACCCCCAUGUCAGUAGGAGCAGCUCUAAGGAAUCCCUGUCCUCUGACUCGCUGCCAGGAACAGACCCUUUGUCCCCUGUGCUGGAUGGAAAACAAGAUUUCACUGACGAUACAUCCAGGAAGUCAGUCUCCAGUCAACGGAGAGAACUUGUGCCCUUGUGCCCCCUGCCUACAGCUCCGAUUGGCUCAAUAGCAGCAAGGUUUUUGGAGGAGGAAGAAGUGAGAUCUCAGCGCAUCCUGGAACGCUUAGAUGCUCACAUUGAGGAACUGAAAAGGGAGAGCGAAAGGACAGUGAAACAGUUCACACACCAGAAGUAACAGUUCUUCAAGGUCUGUGGAUUUGAAGACUGGUUUAAUUAAACCACAUCAAACUGGGGGGGAGGUACCCAUGAACCUAAUAUAACUCAGAGCUUGCAGGAAAGAAGUCUCCUCAUUCCCCAAGCUGAAUUAGCAGUGUGGAAACCAAGGAAAUUGUGCUCGUCUCUGGAGCAAAACACUUUGCCUGGCGGGAGUGAUUGUGCUGGUGAAAGUACAUCUCCAUCUGAAACACUGGCUCAGGAGGCUAGAGGUCUCUGUUCCAGGAGAGACUGUGUGUGUGUUCACUGUCAUGGAGAUUGUGAUGUCUUCCCGGAGCAAAUUCCGGUGUAAACUAUUUAUUUAAAACUAUUUUUAUAUCUGUAAAAAAGAUAAAUAAAAGCAAAACAGGAAAAAUCCCUUUUCCCAUUCUCAUUCCCCCCCCUCCCAAAAAAAAAAAAAGGCACAAAGUAAAUCUUUCAGCCAGUGAGUUUUCAUUUGUAUACCAUCUCCAGGGAAUUAAUCUGACCAUCUGCUUCCAAGAGGUUGUUAUGCUCUUUUCAAAAAACAAGGUACACAGCAGGCCUAAGUGGGGGAGAAAACACUUUCCAAAUGAGGCUCUCGUCUCCUAGUGUACUGUUGGUAAAUAUUUCCUGGAGCUUCAUGCAACUCCUACACCUGGCUGCUUGCGUGCUGUGCUGUUCAUUUCCAUACGAUUCCAUCUUGCUCUUAUAUUGCUUCCACAGAUACUGAAGCAGCAAAAUACACAAGCAGAAAACAAAGAAAGGAAAGGUGGCAGAAUUCUCACUAUGGUGAUGGAUAUAAAAAAGGAGCAGUGGGAACAGAAGGUGAAGUAGAGUGUAAGGGAUAAACACACAUGAAUGAGAGCCACUAUAUUUGUACAACAGCUGUUUUACAGAGCACUGAGCAGCUGGUGGGAAUUGUAAGAGUGGUUUUAGGAGUCAGGUCAGUGUGCCAGAUAGCUUCUCAGAAGUCGUUUCAUUCUGACAGGAGGAGUACAUUUUAAGGCACUUGUCCUUGACUGUUUUCAGUGUGUGUUCUGUCACAUCUAAGGGAACAGAUUGGAGACCAAGCUUGAUGCUUUUGUUGUUGAUAAAGAAUGAAUUCCUAAUCUAUCCUCACCAGCUCCUUUGUUUUAUGUACUAGCCUCAUUUAUAAAGUGGACCGGAUUGGCUAACCCAGUCACGUGACAAGGUGGUGAGCUAAUGCUGCCACAUGGCUCCAGUAAGAGUCCUCACAAUGAAUAGGCCACUGAGUCAAAGUUAUUGUAAUAAAUUGUCAGCUGACCAAUCAGAAAGAAUUUUAUGCCCCUGUUAUAUAUUAGGUGAGAGAUUCAAAGAUCCCUAGGGGAGUUAGGUUCCCAGUUGCCAUUGAAAGUCAAUGUGAGUUGCACACCUAACUCCCUAGAUCCUGGCCAUUGUCUUUCCUCCUGCUCCUUUUUUGUGCUUCCUUUUCCUGCUGCUCAGACUCCAUCCCCCUCAUGUUCAUCCUCUCCCUCCUUGGCAAGGCUGUGGGUUCCCUGAGCAUGGUCCAGGUGGGCAUUGAUUCACACUACUCCGCACCCUGCUGCAUAGCUUGACUGAUAAAUGCAGUCUGAUUUAAAAUGUACACUAUGCUGUAUUAGCAUCUCCAUCCCCACAUUUGCCACUCCCUGUUUCUCUCUGUCCUUAUUAGUUUUUCACAACUGUUCAUCAGUUUUACACACUGACAAGACCUGAAAUCACAGACCCCAUGAAGACUUGCCGUAAGUGAUAAUCAGCUCCAUUGAUCCAGACCAUCCAGUGAAGGUGGUAAGUAAUGCCUGUCGAAACAAAGGCGAUUAUAUUCUGUUGUUGGAAGCUUUUGCCUCACCCACUCUCCUCCCCUCCCGUCAACUAUAAGUCAGUGCAUCUUUGAGAGCUCUCCUCAUGUGCCUGGGGAAUUUCAAAAUGUGGAGGAUUUGUGGGUCCCACCAGCUGUCCUUGAUAAAUGUGAAUGAUGGUUCUAGAGCCAUUCCAGAGUCUGUUCUGUCACACAAUGGGACCUAGUGCCCUUUUUUUCAAUGUGAUAUUUAUUAUGGACACUCCCUUUCCCAUAUAACAUAUCGGGCCUGAAGUCACACUGUGGUGGCAGGAUUUUCCAGCAUGCAUAGUGAUGGUCUGACUCUCCUCUGGUUCUGACUUCAAUUGGAGCAGAGGUAGGUCAAUGAAAACAAUUCAACAAGGCCCUAUAUAUCAGCUAACCACUCAGGCCAAAGGGGCAACAAUAGCAAAGGAUCUCAAGGCUUCCAUGAGUUGGAGUAUAUAAACAUUAGGGUGAUGGAAUCCUGGCCAUUAUCUAGUCAGUGGCAAAACUCCCAUUGACUCCAAUACGUGCCAGGAGUUUGCCCUAUGAUUAGCAAAACUUGGUAAAUCCUGAAGUAGAUGAUGGUUGCAGAUGAGCAACACUAAACAUGCCCAAUUAUGGAGGCUGUGGGUGGUAACUAGAGAGGAAAGAAACUUAACAGACAGACUGCCAUGAAAGGAGCAAUCACCCCAGUUGCAUCAGGUCAGGUUAUACAGCCACAUUCUGAGAUAUGAAGCCAAUAUACUGCUCAAAACAAAGCAAGAUGACAGCUAUCCCUACUCAUUUGGGGAUAUCAAAGGCAAUAUGCCAUUUGCUUGCACUGUAAUAAAAGGCAUGAAAAUACUAUUCCAUCAACAUCCCAUGCACCUAAAUACAAGCUGGAUAAAAAUCAAUGAUUUUUUUAAAAUAAAAUCUGAUUUUUUUUUAAUUUAAAUCAGAUUUUUUUGAUAAUUUUUUCCUCAAAAAGCAAUCUAAAGAUAGUUUUAAUUAAGAUACAUUAUAGCUCAAAGAUAUCUCACCAUGGAAUAGGGAUUAUAAAUUCUAAUUCUUCUUAUAUAUAUUAUAUGUAUAUAAAAUAUGUUUGCUGUUGAAGAAAAAAAUCCAGAAUACUUAACCUUGUUGUUUUAGUUAAAUAAAGCCAUUUACAUGUCUGUCUGGUGGUGAUCUCCUCCUAAUACAGCAUGGCAAGAAAAUCCUCCGAAUAUUAAUGAUAGUUCACCUCCCAAUGACUUCAUAAAUAUCUGCUUCAAUUACCAUUGGUAAAUGAAUAACCAAGCAAUCAUUCAUUUUCUGAUACAGCUGUAAAACUAAUCUGAAAAGUUUUCAAAAUAAAUCGCUGUUUAAAAAUGUAUAUUGUGUACCUUCUAAAAAUGAAACCUACAUCAAUC
Molecule: messenger RNA, 5672 nt
Organism: Caretta caretta (loggerhead turtle)
Lineage: Eukaryota; Metazoa; Chordata; Testudines; Cheloniidae
Gene: CEP63
Product: centrosomal protein 63
Biological process (GO): de novo centriole assembly involved in multi-ciliated epithelial cell differentiation; centriole replication
Cellular component (GO): centriole
Source: RefSeq, a predicted model, not a curated record